Molecule: messenger RNA, 2043 nt
Organism: Rosa chinensis
Lineage: Eukaryota; Viridiplantae; Streptophyta; Magnoliopsida; Rosales; Rosaceae
Product: protein NEN4
Exons: 5
Coding region: 932-1780 (282 amino acids)
Molecular function (GO): nucleic acid binding; 3'-5' exonuclease activity
Source: RefSeq, a predicted model, not a curated record
AUCAUGUUAUUUGAAUUUUUCUAAUUUUUUGACAUUUUAACUUGGACAAAUUUAAGAUUAAUUCAAGCUGAGGCUAGCUCGAGCUCAUCCCACAAUUGACCCGAUCUGACCUUUGAAAAAGUACUUCAAACUUGAGCCGAGCUCGAACGUGUUAAAACUUAAAAAACAUAUCAGCCGAGCUUGAUCAUAUUGGUAUAUCCUUGGCUCAGCUUGGCUCAUUUACAAUGUGAGUUUAAUUCCUGCACAUUAUCCCUUCCACUUUUAAGUUAUAUGUUCCGUGUAAUAUUGCAUUAAUCGUUUGGUGAUGAUCAGGUUUGAUAAAGAGAAUGAAAAUGAUGGUUGACGAAAUCUGUUUAUGAUACGAAUCACUAACUUGAAUUCACUUCACAUCUGCAUCUAGCCAAAGCAAUAAGUGAAUCAAUGAAUCAUGUGAUAAGGCUUGUAAGUUUCUAUUCGUUAAUAGGAGAAGGAGCUAGAUCUCCUCUGGAGAGGGGAAAAGAGGAGAGACAGGAAAGAGAGAAAGCAUAUUCAAAAAAUAUAUAGGGAGCAUACUCCAGCCUCAGAGACGUUGCUUCUCAUGUUCCAACAUAUUCAGCUACAUAUUCUUCAAAACCUCUCAGAAAGUAAAGGUUCCCAAAAAGCAGAGGAUUAGAAAGAGGAACAGCAAUUUUCGUCCACCUGGAAGUGCUUUUUGUAUGACAUCUUUAACAAGCUAAGCACUAAACGACUCCUCAAGCUAUUAGCCUAAAAUCCUGACUUAAACUACAAGUCAAUCAAAUCUCAAAUAGGAGGAGUUCCCUUUCUUCUCCUCUCUCCUUUCUCUUUUCCCCUUCUUCCUCGACCCUUUAUAUAACCUGCACAUAAUAAUGGUUAUGAAAAUUACCAAAAUCCUGACAAACCCAAUUGAAAUAAUAGCUAGCUAUAGCCUCAAAUGGACUACCCUUCUACAUCAUCAUGCAAAGAAAGCACAUCAACAGAGAUUGUGUUCUUUGACAUAGAAACAAAUGUACCCAAUAGAGUUGGACAACGGUUCUGGGUAUUAGAAUUUGGGGCAAUUGUUGUUUGCCCUCGAAAGCUUGUCGAGCUAGACAGCUAUAGCAGCCUCAUUAGGCCAGCAGACUUGUCUGCAGUACCCUCAAGGUCCGGUCGAUGUGACGGGAUCACUAAGGAUGUUGUUGCAAAUGCACCUACGUUUGAGCAAGUUGCUGAUAAGAUAUUCAGCAUUUUGAAUGGCAGAAUUUGGGCAGGUCAUAACAUCCAGCGGUUCGAUUGUGCUCGCAUUAAGGAGGCGUUUUCGGACAUUGGUAGGCCUGCGCCUACCCCUGUUGGGAUGAUAGACUCUCUAGGGGUACUAACUGAGAAGUUUGGCAGAAGAGCUGGCAAUAUGAAGAUGGCAUCAUUGGCAACUUACUUCAAGCUUGGGCAGCAAAAGCACAGGAGCCUUGAAGAUGUUAGGAUGAACCUGGAGGUCCUCAAGAACUGUGCAACUGUGCUGUUUCUGGAAGCAACCCUUCCUAGCGUGUUAGAUGGCAACUGGCAUGGCUCUCCAACAGUUACAACUCGCAGUAGAAGUAAUGGGAAAUUGCCAUGCCGAGAUGAAACAACAAGCCGGAAGUCUCCCCCAACAACUGCUUUUAUCGGAUAUCAAAGAGCAGUUCCAUAUACUCCAAGGGGGAGUUUGGGAAAGGUGACAGAAAGGGUAAAGAAUCUAUUGUGUAGAGCACAAGGAAACCAGCCUCUUAGUAACAUAUUGAAGCAUUCUCAUUCACUACUCCGGUGACGAACUGACGAUUUACUAAUCAAAGGAUGGAGAGAAACUAAUGAGAUGAUUCCCAAACCAAUGCAAUGCCAUGGACAGCAAUACAUGCUUGUGUAGACAGAUGCCUAGUCGAACUUGUUAGCACUAACUGUCUACAGAAUUAGCUGUUCGAUUAAAUUUAUUGAUUUGUUAUUCAUUUAUUCGAGCCUUGGAAAUGUCCCACAAGUUAGAUAGCACAAUGCCAAUGCAAAACAAUAGUGCAGCUGUGCUGUUACUCUUGCAAA